Messenger RNA from Mesitornis unicolor (brown roatelo), 1506 nucleotides. It is a transcript of the gene SLC38A3, whose product is annotated as solute carrier family 38, member 3. The transcript is spliced from 15 exons. Gene Ontology annotation, molecular function: L-histidine transmembrane transporter activity; L-asparagine transmembrane transporter activity; L-glutamine transmembrane transporter activity. The record is from RefSeq and is a predicted model, not a curated record. Lineage: Eukaryota; Metazoa; Chordata; Aves; Mesitornithiformes; Mesitornithidae. Gene Ontology annotation, biological process: asparagine transport; histidine transport; amino acid transmembrane transport.
AUGGACACCACGGACGUGCCCCUCCAGGCUGAGAUGGUGGAACUGGUGCCCAAUGGGAAGCACGCGGCUGCACUCAGUGGUUCCACCGUCCCCUCGCUGGCUGGUGACAGGUUUGAGGAGAACCAGUCUGGUGUGGCAGAGAUGGAGGAGUUCCUGCCCCACGGCGCCGAGAAGAAGCAGACGCACUUCACCGAUUUCGAAGGGAAAACGUCUUUUGGGAUGUCUGUCUUUAACCUGAGCAACGCCAUCAUGGGCAGCGGCAUCCUGGGGCUGGCCUAUGCCAUGGCCAACACCGGCAUCAUCCUCUUCCUCUUCCUCCUGACGGCAGUGGCCCUGCUCUCCAGCUACUCCAUCCACCUGCUGCUCAAGUCCUCUGGCAUCGUGGGCAUCCGUGCCUACGAGCAGCUGGGCUAACGAGCCUUCGGCACGCCGGGGAAGCUGGCCGCAGCCGUUGCCAUCACGCUGCAGAACAUUGGAGCCAUGUCCAGCUACCUGUACAUCGUCAAAUCCGAAGUGCCUCUUGUCAUCCAGACCUUCCUCAACCUGGAGGAGAAGACCACAGACUGGUACAUGAAUGGGAACUACCUGGUGAUCCUGGUUUCCAUCACCAUCAUCCUGCCCCUGGCCCUCAUGAAGCAGCUGGGCUACCUGGGCUACGCCAGCGGCUUCUCCCUCAGCUGUAUGGUCUUCUUCCUCAUCCAGGUCAUUUAUAAGAAGUUCCAGGUCCCCUGCCCGCUCCCUGAGCAGGAGGUGAACCUCACGGGCAGCCUCAAUGCCACCCUCAUCAGCACCAGUGACUACCAGAACGGCUACACCGUCCUCCAGGAUCCCGAGCAGGACACCUGCACCCCCAGCUUCUUCACCCUUAACUCCCAGACGGCGUACACCAUCCCCAUCAUGGCCUUUGCCUUCGUCUGCCACCCCGAGGUCCUGCCCAUCUACACCGAGCUGAAGGACCCCUCCAAGAAGAAGAUGCAGUGCAUCUCCAACAUCUCCAUCAUGGUCAUGUACCUCAUGUACUUUUUGGCUGCCCUCUUCGGCUAUCUCACGUUCUAUGGCCGCGUGGAGUCGGAGCUGCUGCACACGUACAACAAGGUGGACCCCUUCGACGUGCUCAUCCUGUGCGUGCGGGUGGCUGUGCUGACAGCUGUCACCCUCACCGUCCCCAUCGUCCUCUUCCCAGUGCGCCGGGCCAUUCAGCAGAUGCUGUUCCAAGGGAAGGACUUCAGCUGGGUCCGCCAUGUCGUCAUCGCCGUGGUCCUGCUGACCUUUAUCAACCUGCUGGUCAUCUUCGCCCCCUCCAUCCUUGGCAUCUUUGGCUUGAUUGGUGCCACCUCCGCUCCAUGCCUCAUCUUCAUCUUCCCUGCCAUCUUCUACAUCCGCAUCAUGCCCAAGGACAAGGAGCCGCUGCGCUCUACACCCAAAAUCUUGGCUGCCUGCUUCGCCCUCCUUGGGGUGCUCUUCAUGAUCAUGAGCUUGAGCUUCAUCAUCAUUGUCAGCCACUAG